Messenger RNA from Equus caballus (horse), 1111 nucleotides. It is a transcript of the gene AKIP1, whose product is annotated as A-kinase interacting protein 1. Gene Ontology annotation, cellular component: nucleoplasm. Lineage: Eukaryota; Metazoa; Chordata; Mammalia; Perissodactyla; Equidae. The record is from RefSeq and is a predicted model, not a curated record. Gene Ontology annotation, biological process: regulation of non-canonical NF-kappaB signal transduction.
CCACUACGGAGGGCGGGGGGAGACAGAAGUGAGGGGGUCGGCGCUCGCCGCCUCGCCCCUGACCCGGCGCCUGGAGCGCGUUGGGGACAGAGCCGGCGGCGGUGGUCACCGGGGAGGUCGAGGCCCCGGCUCCGACCCCAAGCUGGGGCGGGGUCGCGGCGGCCCGCUGACCUGCCGGUGUCUGUGUAUGUGCCCGCGCAGGGAGACAUGGAGACCUGUUUGGCGGCCGCGGCGCUGAACGGGGUGGACCGACGUUCCCUGCAGCGCUCGGCUAGGCUGGGUCAGGAGGUGCUGGAGCGGGCCAAGAGGAGGGCGGUGGACUGGCGUUCGCUGGAGCUUCCCAAAGGCAGCGUGGGGGUCAUUUCCCGGGAGCGGCCCUACCAAGAAAGUCGGCCCGCAGUCGGCCCCUGGCGCCUUCUCCCGGGGGAGAGAGAAGAAAGACACCCAACCCUCAGUGCUUCCUUCAGAACAAUGGCUGAAUUCAUGGACUAUACAUCAAGUCAGUGCGGGAAAUAUUAUUCAUCUGUGCCAGAGGAAGGAGGGGCAACCCAUGUCUAUCGUUAUCACAGAGGGAAGUCGGAGCUGAAUGGCCAGAGAAAAGCCACCUCCCCUGGUCUUGGAGGCAUCUAUCAAGUGUCAGAGUGUGCUCUAGAGGCAACACAGUCUGCAGAGAACAUCCCUAAGGACCUCUACAUAGAAGUAUAUCCGGGGACCUAUUCCGUCACUGUGGGUGCAAAUGACUUAACCAGGAAGACUCAUGUGGUAGCAGUUGAUUCAGGACAAAGUGUGGACUUGGUCUUCCCCAUGUGAUGUUGACCAUCACAGUCAUCAUAUCACCUUUUUUUUAAGUAGCAAGAAGAAUAAAGCCACUAUAUUAUUCUCUUAAUAUUUACACGUUAAUCCUGCUUUUGGUACCGACUGUAGAGGGUGAGCCUUCCUGGGACCUGGAGUUCAUCUCUUUAAGUGCCUAUUUUAACUUGAAAGUAUAGAAGUCCCUCCACCCUCUUUUGCCUGAAGGUAAUAAUGUAAUGAUGCUGUCUGGAUAGUUUUUAUUGCUUGCUUUCCAAGUAAAGGUUAAUUAUGAUAAUAAAGGGAGCUAUUUGGAAAUAAA